AUGCCUGUGAGCACCUGGCCAGCCCCUCCGAAAUUCAAGAAGAAGACACCUCCACAAAUACCAUCUUCAUAUACAAGCUUCGGAACAAGCUACAAGGUGGAGAAUGGUGUCCCUGUAAACACGUCGUUCCCCUCGGUGAGGUUUGACAAAGAAAGGUUCAAGGAGCUCAUAAAUCUCUCCUUCUCCACGUUCAUCGAGCUACUAACAUUCCCACUUGAUCAUGAAGAGCUAAUAGAAGCUAUAAGCAAUGCACAUCUUGAAAUCAACCAAAUUCUCAAUGGAGGAAAGAAGAUGGAGGCCAUAUAUGAAAUUAGAAGAAUUAGGAACGAUCACACAAGAAAUAAAAAUAGGAUUGCAGAGGAAACUCGGAGAAAAGUAAGAGACUUCAAAAUAUAA
Messenger RNA from Encephalitozoon hellem ATCC 50504, 396 nucleotides. RefSeq lists its product as uncharacterized. The transcript has a single exon. The record is from RefSeq and is a predicted model, not a curated record. Bases 1 to 396 code for a protein of 131 amino acids. NCBI's taxonomy places the organism in Eukaryota, Fungi, Microsporidia, Unikaryonidae.